UGCUUCCUCCUGUUCCUCUGUCUAGUUGCCCCCACCGUGAAGAUCACCACCAACCCCCCUGGGGUGUACAUCCACAUGCCUCGGAAAGUGAAUCUUACUUGCCACGCGAGCUACUUCUACCCCUCCCCCCUGAACCUCAUCUGGAUGGAGAACGGGCACAAGAUCCAGACCCCGGUGGUCCCCCAGGCCACAAGCAACCCAGAUGGGACCUACUCUCUGGAGCACACGUGGCAGGCAGAGGCCAAGCUGGACAGGAGUGAGUUUGCCUGCUGGGCGCUCCAGGAUGAGCAGCCCGCAGUCCGGACCAACAUCACCCUGUCCAGGCUGAAGAAAGGCAGGAGCGCCUACUCUCACAUCUUCCAAGGGCCCCUUCAGCGAUCUGAGCCGGGCACAAGCAUCCAACUGACGUACAUGUCCUCCGGAUUCCCCACGUCGCAUGUCACAGUGACAUGGCGUAAAAACAACCACACACUGCUGAAGCCCCAGCGCGAGGUCCAUCUCAGUGGAGAUACCUACAACGUGACCAGCAGUGUGCUCAUCCCACUGCAGGCUGGCGAUGUGUUCUCCCACGUCCUCUGCCAAGUCCAGCACAAGUCAACCGUGGUUUCCCAGCAAAUCAUUCGCCUGGACCAGUACCUCCGUGUUCCCCCUGCAGUGACAAUAUCCCAGGCUUUACCUUCCUCGGACUUGGUGGCCAUUACCUGCCACGUGCAGAGAUUCUACCCACAGAGCGUACAUCUCACCUGGCUGGAGAACUGCCAUAAAUUCAAGGGAGCUGAGCAACCCACACCCAAGCAGAAUAGUGAUGGAACCUACACCCUGGAAAGCUUGCAGUUGGUGAACGCGUCACUGCAGGGGUCUGAGCGGGUUCUCACCUGUAAGGUGCAACAUGAGGCACAGCCUCCUAUCCAGGCCAACCUCAUACUGUCCACAGCAGUGCGUGCCACCUACAAGCCCAUUGGGAGCCCAGGGCCAGAGAUGCCUGCCCUUGUCUUUGUGGUGUUCCUUUUGGGCUUCAAGGUGAUGCUGUUGAUGAGUUUCACAGUCACCUACAUCCACAGGCGGUGGAACCUGUAACAGCUCAUGCCUGCCCUGUAAUACAUUGCCUUCUGCCCUCUCCAAGCGGCUCAAGUAGAGAGAAGCUGCAAAGACCUACAGGUUACUCAAGACCUCUGCCCUCCACUCUGACGGACCCACCUCCACCAUGGACAUGCUCCCUCCACACACCCUCCUGAUGGUCCUUCUCUCUGGUGGUAAAGCUGAGUCAAGGAUGGACUUUGGUCAUGGGACUCGGGCAUGUCUGGACCCUGUGCAUUGAGCUUCAAACUGGCCCUGCCUCCACCCAAAAGAGAAUCAAGAAGAUAAGACAACUGGUUUCGAUCCUUCCCUGGUCAUGAACAACCCUUAAUAUUCAAAGCAGAUUUUACCUAUCCAGAGCUUUUGCAAGUAUGAUUGCAUUUUAACACAUAUAUUUGAAAUCACUAAGUAAGGAUUUUUCUAUUCUGAAAUAUUUAAUGAAUAAUAUUAAAAAAGUCCACGGAACUACCAAUCUAUCUUUGCAAAAUAUUAACAUUUUUGCCUUGUGUUCUCUGUUCCUUUUGAAAACACUAUCCUGAAUGUGGUGUUAUCAUUCUCUAGCAUGAUUUUAUACUUUUACAACAUAUGUGUAAAUCCUUAAGCAAUAUUUAAUAUUAUUUUGCAUGUUUUAAUUUUUAUAUAAAUGCUAUUAUACUCUAUGCAGCAUUCUGGAACUUCAUUUUUUUAUGCGCAACGGUUUUUGUGAUAUAUUCAUGUGCUAUAUGUAGCUCCAUUUUAUUAAUUUCCCACUGCGCUCUAGUUUUCUAUUGUAAGAUAUGUUACAACUUACCGAUUCUUUUCUUGAUGGAUA
Molecule: messenger RNA, 1888 nt
Organism: Hipposideros armiger (great roundleaf bat)
Lineage: Eukaryota; Metazoa; Chordata; Mammalia; Chiroptera; Hipposideridae
Product: signal-regulatory protein beta-1-like
Exons: 5
Coding region: 76-1077 (333 amino acids)
Source: RefSeq, a predicted model, not a curated record